AUGUCUUUUGGUACUGAUCCUCGUCUUGGCUAUUCUGGAAUGUGUGAAGACCCGUCUGUUUGUCGUGACUAUCUGCGAAAUGUUUGUAAACGUGGCAAAAAGUGCAAAUAUAAGCAUCCAUCACCUGAAGAAUGCGAGAGGCUUCGUCGUUUCGACAAGACAUUUUGUCAUGACUUUCAAAAUUCAACUUGUCGCCGUUUGAAUUGCAAAUUUUUGCAUUACACAAAGGAAGAAGAGGAGGUGUUCCGGCGUACUGGUUAUCUACCCAAUGAUGCACAGUGGUCUCAUCGCUCAGCCUCAAAUAGUUAUGAUGAAAAAACACCAAUCUGCAAGGAUUUCGCCAAUGGAGCCUGUAAUCGAGGAGCUAAUUGUAAAUAUCGCCAUGUCACCACACAACAGGCACAGGAAGUAGUAAAUCCUACUCUCUAUAAUCAAUCAAAUUUACAAGAAGCUAGCUAUGUCAGUGAAAACACACCAGCUGCACAUAUUGAUCCUUCUCUGUUCAGCAAUUCAACUCAUUUCAGCCAACCGUCUCUUAUAAAUAAUGCAGUCAUUGUAUCGCCUACGAAUUCAGUCUUAAAUCCUGUAAGCAAUGCAUAUAUUCCUGGUGUUUCUUCACAUUCACUUAUGGGUCUUAUUAGUAAUACGUCUACAGGACAACCUACUCUGUAUGCUCAUUCAUCGCUGGUCUCAAUUACCAGUGCUCCUCAUAUUAGUCCUUGUUCUUCUGUCAUCACAGUUGCUGCUAGUCCCACACAACAUCCGAAUGUAAUUCAUCCUCAGACAGCAUUGUCUGCGCCUCAUGCAACCUAUCACAUUGUUCCACACGAUACUACUUCACAUCACCAUCUACUUGCAACAAGUUCAAGUCAUUCACAAGCUCCUACGCUGUUAACCAUUCCUCUAUCUCAGUUUACUUGUAAUGUGAGCAAUAAUAGUUUAAUCCAAUCUCAGGCGGCUAUAGCUUGUUCUACACAACAUCAUGCUGUUGUAACUGGUGUGUUACCAGCCCAUCCGUCAAUAUCAUCUGCAUCUGCAACCUAUUAUCCGUCUUAUGGUGUAUUUCAUAUUAAUCAACCCCCUGUAGAGAAUUGUGAUCAACAACAGGUUACAGCGGUUGAGAUGCAAAAACAAAUUCACGAAACUAGACCUUCAAGAUGUCCAACAUCAACAGCAACAGAAACAACUAGAAUGACACCGAUUUCUGCUACAACGACGAAGACGGCGACAACCUCAGUUACAUCGGUGUCUUCGUCAACAACAGCUGUAUUAGCUGCAGCAGCAGCUGCUGGUUAUAUUGCACAACAUUUACCUGUUAUUGGUUCCAAUAGUCUAUCUAGUGGAAGUAAUGUAUCUCAAGAGCAUACUAAUUAUAUGAAUAGUAAAACUGGUAAUCCAUCGAAAGGUGUAAGUGUACAUGAAUCGGCUAUAGCAGCUGCAGCAAAUCUACCAACAGUGUCGGCUGCGGCUGCAGCCGCCGUAGCAGCAGCUGCUGCAUUCGCUUGUUCCACUUCGAUGUCACAAAAUUCGAAGGUAUUUGUAAACACUUCUGUAUUGUAUUCAAUUUUCACGCGUAUUGUAGGCGCUAUUUUCUCUCAACCAAUGGCUGCUGCAGCAGCAGUUGCAGCUAGUGGUGCAGCAGGUGUUGGCAACUCAGCUCCAUCAUCAGUUGCUGCAAUGCUUGGAAAUUUAAUUGGUUGUAAUGAAAAAGAUAUUAUGCAUGCUGUUCAAUCGUCAUCGACGUUAUCAUCGGCGUCGGCGUCAUCAGCAGCGGCCUCAUCUUCGUAUGCCGGAGCAUCGUUAUUAUCCAACUCAUCUAGACAUAAUAACUGUUCUGUUAGCAAUAAAUGUGAUUCUGAUGCUACUACAGUUAUCAACCGUUGCCCACAGCAACAACAGCAGCAACAACAACAGGUUUCUAAAGUUGAUGAGAAAAGUUCCAAAGAUGAUCAUCAAAACGAAAAUGGCGGUAGUGGUGGUGUAAGUGUUAGUAAUAAUAGUAAUAAUCAUAAUUCGAUGGAUCAACAGAAUGUUCAAUCGAAUACUGUCAACAGUUCUUCAUCGUCAUCAGAUCGUUGCAAGUGUACAAAUACCUUAUUGGAUAAUAAUAAUCCACAUUCUCUUCAAGAUGCAAUUACCUCAGAUUCAAGCAAUUGGUCCAGGUAA
Messenger RNA from Trichobilharzia szidati, 2166 nucleotides. The record is from the annotation of a GenBank genome assembly. Lineage: Eukaryota; Metazoa; Platyhelminthes; Trematoda; Strigeidida; Schistosomatidae.